Molecule: messenger RNA, 276 nt
Organism: Knipowitschia caucasica
Lineage: Eukaryota; Metazoa; Chordata; Actinopteri; Gobiiformes; Gobiidae
Source: the annotation of a GenBank genome assembly
AUGAAGAGACAGAGGAAGCAAGAGAAGAGGCAGAACGAGAAGAGGAUGCAAGAGACAGACGGAAGAACGAGUAGCAGCGGGAAGAAAGCGAACGAGGAUGAAAGGAAGCGGAUGAAAGAGAAGAGGAUGAAGAGACAGAGGAAGAAAGAGAAGAGGAUGACAGAGAAGAGGACGCAAGCGAAGAGGAAGAAAGAGAAGAGGAUUAGAGCCGCACAGCAGAACCGAGAAGAGGACUUAACGAGAAGAAGGAUAGAAGAGAAGAGGAUGAAGAGAUGA